Molecule: messenger RNA, 5856 nt
Organism: Mycena indigotica
Lineage: Eukaryota; Fungi; Basidiomycota; Agaricomycetes; Agaricales; Mycenaceae
Product: Sister chromatid cohesion protein
Exons: 22
Coding region: 1-5856 (1951 amino acids)
Biological process (GO): regulation of gene expression; establishment of protein localization to chromatin; establishment of mitotic sister chromatid cohesion
Cellular component (GO): Scc2-Scc4 cohesin loading complex
Molecular function (GO): chromatin binding
Source: RefSeq, a predicted model, not a curated record
AUGUCAGGCUGGCCUGCGACACAGAACUCUUCAGCAGCUCCGCAGUCGUCUGGAGAGCACUCCGCGGUGCAAUCAGCGCACUCUUUGCUGUCGAUUUACCCCUUCGCUUCUGCCAAUCCUUCAACUCACGUAACCCGUCAUUUGAGCUCUCUCAGCUUAAGUGCUGCUCCACCAUCCGCUAUUCAACCCCAGUACUAUGCGACUCUUCCACGCGGCAGACCACCGCCUCAGUACACAAAUUACCCAGCAGAGACCAUAUAUCUAGCCUCCGGUCCACAUAAUGGCGAUGUAUAUUGGGAAAACGCGCGAAACGAGGCGUCUAACAUGAUUUCGGCACAAGUCGAGCACUCCUAUGCUCACCCAACACCUUGGACUCCGACUACCGCCCAGCUGUCGACUUAUCGCUCCAAUCCUUUUGCCCAGGCUAUAAUGCACCGAACGAAUCCGGCCACCGCUUAUCCCACACCACCUCCACCAUCCACCUCGUCGUCCUCACUUGCAAAUGCCUUGGGUCCACUACCAUCAUCACAGCAGUCUGGCAGCGUCUACCGACCGAACCAGUCACCCGCUUUCUUUGACCAAUUCAUCGCCCAGAAUUCACCAGGCGUUCCGGAUAGCACAACUUCGACUCACAAAGCUGCAACUCUGCCCCAGAUGACCACAUCUCCUUCAAGGCCUCCCGUUCCGACUUGGUCAGGAACUCCGCUUCAGGCUGCUCCCACAAUUCGUGCAAUAACCCCUCCGCCAUUGGCCAGGAAACAGCUCGUCGAGGAAAGUCCUGAUCCUCUUGCUAUCCAGUCCACACACCCUAUAAUCACCCCACGGAAAAGGAAGUCGGAAUAUGCACUCCACUCUCCGACUCUGAAGCGGCUGAACUCACCGCACACGACGCCCGUCCCAAUUACUCCCAGCAGCGCAGCUGGGUCUCGUGCCAGCAUGCCCGCCACGCCUAGUUCGACGCCUUCGAAGCGUUUUACACUAGACUAUGUCGCUGUCCCACCCGUGCCCUAUGUCAUCACUCCCAAAUCAUCGCUCAAAUUUUCCAUACGUGCCCCAGUUGAUUCACCAAAUGAGUUUGGUGGUUAUGGGUCAGAGGAGGAUCGUUACUCGCCUUCAAAAGUUAUAACCUCGGCUAGGCGAACGGGCGAUCGCGACGAACGGUCAUCACUAGAAAGACUGACUUCUCUGCUGGAGGAUAUCUUCGAAGCUGAAGACGCCCUUAUGCCCGAUACAGACAUCGCCCUUCUUCCAGCGGAGUUCUUUUCACAUCACACGACCACUGACGCCAUUCACCCGCUGCUCAACCAUACACUGAUCCGCAAACUUAUCAAGUAUAUAUCGCAGGUCGCCCAACCAGGCAAACGACAUAGACAUUCCGCUGCUGUGGGUAACACACCCAGGGCACAGGAAAAGUCCCUCGCUGAUGUUGACACCCCUACUCUAUCGCGAAUCCUCAAAAUCCUCGAGCGAAGUGUCAAAGCGGGCGAGGACAUUGAUCCGUUUCCUGGUCCGCCCGUCGCUGCCUCAUCAUCACCCAAGAAGCCGACCAAGAAGAGUAAACCCAGGCGACGUUCAAAAUCAGCCUCCGGAGACGAGGCUGAACCGGAGACAGUUCAAGCUGAUGAUGCUCCUGCAGGUUUGACCGACAGAGACAAAGCAACGCUGGCCAACACACUAGAGCUUGCGAGGGAUAGUAUGUUGGGUGUAGAAUGCUGUUUGACGCUUUUGAGCGCAGGACGGCUGACAAAACAAAUCUAUUCAGAAGAGCUCAUCACCGCAUGCCUCAGUGUCGUCAAGAAUCAGCUGACUAAAAUUAUCUAUCCCUUUGUCGAGGCCUCCGUUGGUGGCGCCGCUGCCAAUGAACCCCUUCAACAUGUUCUCAAAACCGGAGAUAAUCGGCAAAUGCUUGGCGAAACUUAUAGAGCAAUCACCGCGACAUUGCCUCGACUUACUGCACUAGUCAACACCGAAACUGUGGCGAUGUCGGAUGCUAUUAUUAUUCAGGCUGUAUAUGUUGCGAUCGGACCAUUUUUUGUUGUGGAUUCAAGUGAAGAGGCUGGUGGAAAGAAGGAAAAGGACAACCCUGUUAUCAGAACAUUUGGGAACACUGCUAUGCGUGCCUUGCGAUUGGAUGCUUUAUCCUUGAUUCGUGCUAUUUUUGCAAACCACGAUGAUCAAAGGGACUGGAUUAUAGAAGAAAUAUUAUCCUCAUUGAUCAAACUAUCCGACACUAAACAAAAGGCGGGAAACUUCAGGCUCCGAGACGGACGCUCCAUACGAACUGUGUCUGCCCUUCUACUGCAACUCGUUCAAACGUCGGCACAUGAUAUUCGCGUUAGCUCAGCCAAUAUUGCGAAAGAACGUCAACAAAAAAUCGCUCUGCGGCGCCAGGAAAGUUUUUCUGAGAGCCAGAGUCAAGUUCUAGCCAACGAAGACUUCUUGGAUGAACAGGACAAUGCGGCAAGAUUUUCUUUUCAUCCUCGCUCUUUUCGCUCUGACAUCAUUCAGGAAAUCCGACUGUACAAAACUGGUCUUGAAUCUGCGCAUAAGGCUGCAAAGAAAAUCAUCAUGUUUCUGACACAGAGAUCUGGCAAAACUAAGGCGACUAAAAACUCAAAUGAGGCUGAAUAUAGGGCAAUCUUCGAUAAUUUCAUGUCGGACAUGUUAGCGGUUCUUUUCUGGCCAGAGUUCCCAGCGGCGAGCGUGAUUUUGAAUAUCGCAUCGCGAUUCAUGUUAACGUCUCUCGAAGACAUCAAAUCGGCACAAACAGACAACAAUGCUGUCAAAACAAUGGCAUUAGACCACUUGGGUGUCGUUGCGGCACGAAUACGAAGCACAACAUUGAAGUGCGAGGCCGACCCGAUAACGAAGAAACCACUCCAGCCCUUAGAUGACCUCGUGGCCAAUUUGGACCUAAAAGGCCUCGAACGUCUCCUAGCAAGCCACCGCGAUGUUGUUGCUCAUCUUUCCAAACGCUCAUCCGAGGAACAGGCAUAUGAUAGUGCUCGUGAAUUGCAUGCUGCAACCUUUGGCCAAGAGCUUGCGAUUGCAUUAAGGCGCCUGGAUGACUUGAUUUCACAUCCAGACGAGGAGGAAGAUCUUGUGCUGAGAGACAGCGCCCAACUGACGACCUUCGGAAACAAGGUCAAAUCAGCUCUCCAUGCUGUGUGGAAGGAGCAACCUGCAGAUGUAUUCGAUGCCGGCUCCCAGGAGGAGGCGUUGCGAAUCGACCGAACGUCAGAAGCGAUCGGCACAAUCCAAACUUUGCGCAAUUCUUUCAACCCGAUUCUCAAUGUCAUUCUAGGCGCUCUCGAUGCACCACCCAUCUUCAUCAGAACAAAGGCUCUGAAAGCCUUGGGCCAAAUCGUGACAAGUGACCCCACCAUUCUCGGCGAGGCCAAUGUUCGUCGUGCAAUCGAGAGCCAUUUGAUUGAUUCGUCGCCCGCUGUUCGGGAUGCUGCUGUCGAGCUUAUUGGCAAGUACAUGAUCGAUUCUCCGGAGGUCGCAGGCAACUAUUACACCAAAAUCGCGGAUCGAAUGGCUGACACGGGGUUGUCAGUGCGGAAACGUGUCAUCAAACUUCUCAAGCAGUACUACACUGUGAUCCAUGACAUCGAAACCAGGACUGACAUCUGCAAACGACUUGUUAUGCGUAUGGUUGACGAAGACGACACCGUCAAGGACCUGGCGAUCAAGACGAUUGAAGAGCUGUGGUUCCCCUUGCCUCUACAAUCUGCCUUGAAAUCGAGAGGCUCUGUAUCCAACCCAGUUUCUCAAGAGCAACCGCCUCUGCAAACCAAAGUGGCUGUGAUCAUGGGCACUGCUGCCUGCUUCACUGACCGCCAGUCGCCGCUGGAAGACAUCCUCCAUCAAAUCAUAUCGACGAGCGAAAAUCUUCACGCCCGCUAUGCUGAGAUCUGUGAAGUUCUCAUCGAGGCUCUCGUUGAUGCAACCGACCUCCCAGGCUUUAUCACUCAGACGGUGAUCAACUGUGUUCGAACAAUUUAUCUGUUCACCGCCGCUUAUCCUGCCGUUUUUUCGCACUCUCAUGCAUCGACUCUCCUCUCUUUUUUGAAAGCAAAGCCGACGUCUCAGGAAGAGCAGACGACAAACGAAUAUGUCCUCAAGAUCUUCCGCGCAUCGAUCCCACAUAUGCCCAAAACUGCAUUCAAGUUCGGACAAGACUUACAAAGUAUAUUGCAGCCCAUGGUCGUCAAACCACCUUCAUUGAGUGGCCUAAACGAUGCUGUGGCUUGUAUGUGUACGGUCGUUCAAUGCCUCACCCAUGACUUUGUCCGUCUGGUUGCUCUUCUCAAAUCUUGCAACAGUUGCAUUCCAGACCUGAUUCAGCGGAGUAUCCGUGUUUCCUCUGCUUCCGACGACCUGCGUCAACUCGCGAUGAUCGUGGUCAUCACUGCUCUGGUAUGUGAGCAUGCUGAUUUCGACAAGAUUCGGGAGGAAAAUCCGGCCAUUGCCACUGACUUGGACUCUAUCAACCCAACGGGCUCCGUCAUCGACUCUGUUUUCGACAGCUUCGUGAAACUGUACAAGAAAUUCACGGAUCCAGCUCUUCGAAUUCGACUGCUAUCUUGUCUCGGUAAAGCCCAACGCAUUACUUUCAGAGUUGUUUUUACUCAAUCUUUGGGGAAAGGGUGUCUGUUCCGUGCGCAACCGACUCUAAUGACGACAACCCCCUCAGCUGAGCUUAUGGACGAAAUCUUUGCUUCGUCAGAUGAAGACCGCCGAGGACGUCUUCUGAAGAUGUUCCAGGAAUUCCUUAUCUCUGAGGCGGACAAGCACGCGGCUAAGCAGAAGGACACAUCCGCUAUCAAGUCCAAGGUCAAGGCGGAUGUGAACAUGGAUGAACUCGUCGGCAACACAGACGGAUUCGCUGACUCGGGGGUGAGUUCAGCUGUCGUUCAGCGAUAUAUGGCGCAUAUACUAGAAGCUGCCCUCUCGCGAAAUUCGGCCAUUCAGGUGGCUGCUGUUGACGUUCUCACGUUCACCAUCAAACAAGGAUUGGCACAUCCUCUGCAGUCCUUCCCAGUCAUCGUUGCUCUGGAAACUUCUCCUAAUCCUGUGUUGUCGGGACGAGCGACGGCAUUGCACGGUCUGCUCCAUCAAAAGCACUCGUCUCUUCUGAAUACCCGGCAUAUCCAAAGCGCACGCGCCUCGUUCGACUACCAGCGCACAAUUGAUCCAGCCCACGUGCACGGCUACCGAGACGGGACUGCUUUGCUCGGUAGAUGGUAUGCACUUGUGCGGGAGAAACGACAGACACGACAGGAGUUCCUGAAGCUCUUGGCCAAAGUGUUCCACCCUGCGCGUGCUGACGAAGCGACGCAAGACGAAGUGGACUUUGUGCGCUAUAUGGCCGAGAACUUUGCGUCGUUCGAGUAUAAAACGCAAGAAGAGGUCAUCACGGUCAUCAAAGAUCUGACGGCCAUAUUGUCUGUCGAGGGCAUGCGUGUGCUCGAGAUUAUUUCGCCGUCCCACCUCAUUUCCCAGCUUCGCGGAGACAUCGCGAUGGAGGUCGACCAUGGAGCCCCCCAGAGCAGAACGCCGUUGAUGCGCGCGUCGGUCAUCAUCGGCAUCGUGAUGCUCCUCAAAGCGCAUCUCAAAGCCAUGUACUCCUUGUCCGAAGAAAAAUGUUCCAAAUUCGUCAUGAACAAGAAGAGCGCCGUUGGCGACAGGCCCGCGACCCCGAAGCACAGGAACGCCAUUUCUUGGGACCGUCUACCAUUCGCAACGGCCCCGAUCCUGACCUCAGACGACUGUGAAGCACAGAAGGAGAAGUUCCUUGCUGUUUGGAAUGAAGAUGGGGUGACCGCCGAACCGCAAGAUGAAUUCCAAUGA